Molecule: messenger RNA, 672 nt
Organism: Rotaria sp. Silwood2
Lineage: Eukaryota; Metazoa; Rotifera; Eurotatoria; Philodinida; Philodinidae
Source: the annotation of a GenBank genome assembly
AUGAGAGAAAAAAAGAUUCAUUAUAAAGAUAUAAAUGUAUUUAUAACAUGUUCACUCUGUAACGGAUACUUAAUUGAUGCUGCGACAAUACCAGAAUGUUUACAUACUUUUUGUAAAACAUGUAUAGCAGCAUAUUUGGAUAAUGAUGAAGAAGAUAAUACACGAUGUCCUAAAUGUGAUUCAGUUAUUGAUCAUGUUAAUCCAUGGCGUGUAUUAGUAUUUGAUCGUACAUUACAAUCAAUUGCUUAUAAAUUAGUACCACAUCUGUACAAAGAAGAAAUUGAACGACAAAUAGCUUAUUAUAAAGAACGAGAUUUACCAUAUCCUCCAUCAUUAGUUGAAAAAUUACAAGAAAAACGUGAUGAAGAAGAACAACAAAUAAUUCCAUCAAAUUCUGAUUUACAUAUUUAUGAUGAUCAAGUAGCUAUUUGUAUUGAUGCAAAAACAAAAGAUCUUCAAUCACUUUCACGAAAAUUUAUUAUCUGUUCAAGUAAUGCAACUGUAACACAUUUAAAAAAAUUAUUGGCCAAAAUGAUCUUUCAAGAUCCAUGUCAAUAUAGAAAAAUUGACAUCUAUCUCGAUGAUCAGAUUUUGGGCAAAGACCAUACAAUGCGUUUUAUCUCAUUAACCAAAUGGCGUCAUAAAGUAACUUUAUUUAUUUCAAUAUUAUAA